Molecule: messenger RNA, 1830 nt
Organism: Caretta caretta (loggerhead turtle)
Lineage: Eukaryota; Metazoa; Chordata; Testudines; Cheloniidae
Product: very-long-chain 3-oxoacyl-CoA reductase
Cellular component (GO): endoplasmic reticulum
Molecular function (GO): oxidoreductase activity
Source: RefSeq, a predicted model, not a curated record
CGGAGCGCGCUUGCUCCCGUAGCAGCCGCGGGACGAUGGACGGCGGCGCUGCGGGGCUGCUGGCCGAGGGGCUGCCCGCGCUGGGCGCCCUGGUCGCGCUCGGGCUGCUGCUGCGGGCCGCCUGGGCGCUGGGCCAAGCGGUGUGGACCCACCUGCUGGCGGCGCGCGGGAGGGGCGCGGAGCUCGCCAGCUUCGGAGCCUGGGCGGUGGUGACUGGAGCUACAUCUGGGAUUGGAAGAGCCUAUGCCCACGAGCUCGCCAAGAGAGGCCUCAAUGUGGUGCUGAUCAGCCGCUCUCUGCAGAAACUGAAGCAGGUGGCAGCUGAGAUAGAAGAGCAGCAUGGCCAAAGCACCAGAGUUAUUGAAGCUGAUUUCACCCAGGGGUCAGAGAUCUAUGACUCAAUCCAAACCGCCCUGCAGGGCCUGGAGAUUGGCAUUCUAGUGAACAACGUUGGCAUGACCUAUGCAGCAGAGCCAGUGAAUUUCCUGGAUAUCCCCAACAUUGAGAAGACUCUGUCGGAUAUUGUGAAUUGCAACAUGCUCUCAGUGGCAAAGGGCAUUGCUGGCAGGCUGUGCGGCACGUCCUGUCUCAUGUCUCACCGACGUCUCUUGUUGCAGAUGACCAGGAUUGUCCUGCCCCAGAUGCUCAGCAGGAAGAAGGGGGUCGUCAUUAACUUGUCCUCUGAAGCGGGUCGUCACCCCCAUCCAGUGGCCACAGUGUACAGUGCUACGAAGAGAUUUGUAGAUUUCUUCUCGAGAGGCUUGGAGGCCGAAUACCACUCCCAGGGUAUCCUAGUGCAGAGUGUCCUGCCUCUCUUUGUUUCCACAAACAUGACCAACAACAUCAUAUCCAACCGCUAUAUAAAGACAGCAGAAGACUUCGCUCGUGAGGCCUUGAACACUGUGGGCAUCAGUAGCAGGACAUCUGGCUGCCUUUCCCACUCUGUGCAGAGCUUCAUUCAUGAGCUGCUGUGUCCUGAGUGGUUUCGUCUCUCCCCCCUUGGGCUUCAAUGCGCUCUGGCCCUGUGGAGGAAGUUGAAGACCCGGAUGCCCUCACUGAAACAAGAGUAGGCAAGAACUCACAGGCCCAAAUGAUGCAGCACUAACCACUGGAAGAAAUUACCAAGGGAAGUGGUGGAGUCUCCAUCUCUUGAAGUCUUUGAGUCUACUCUGGAUGUUUUUCUGGGAGAUGUUUUAGGCUCAAUACAGGGGUAAAAGAGUGAAAUUCUAUGGCCUGUGAUAUGGCAGAGUCAGGCUACAUGAUCUAAUGUUUCCUCCUGGCCUUAAAAUCUGUGAAUCUAUCAAUCUAAAGCAUGACUUUGUUGGGGACACUGGGGCAUGGCCACUAGGUAACUCGAGGGGAUGGAAGACCACGAGUGUCGAUGAAGCCCCCUCUCACUAGGUCCAAGUGUCCUCGCCCCCCCCACCCCCCCGCCUGGAGGCACUCGCAGCAGCUCUGCGUACUAGGCCCAAGUGUCCUUGGCCCCCCAGCCUGGAGGCACUCCCAGCAGUUAUGCUGAGGAUCUGCAACAAUAUGUUGCAGACUCAGACUGCCUGAAACUAAACAAGGCCAAACAGGGCAGAUAUGGAAGAACAAUGCUGAAUAAAGUAGCUUUAUGUAUAGUUUAACAAAUGAUACAAAAAACAAGGGAACUAGCUGGUAACGGGAUCGGCUGGCUAUAUGAUACUUAGGGCAGCUUGCUAUUGGAUAAGUGUGCUGAAGAAAGGAUGUAUAAAAGCCUGUGUAACUUCCUGCUCGGUGUGCAGGAUUUGAGAUUCUAUUCUCCCUGUACCUUGUUUGCAGCUGAAAAUAAACUUUUCUGCUUCUCCA